Messenger RNA from Nymphalis io (European peacock), 3691 nucleotides. It is a transcript of the gene Bmap-A, whose product is annotated as protein apterous-like. Gene Ontology annotation, biological process: regulation of transcription by RNA polymerase II; neuron differentiation. The transcript is spliced from 6 exons. Bases 418 to 1329 code for a protein of 303 amino acids. Gene Ontology annotation, molecular function: RNA polymerase II transcription regulatory region sequence-specific DNA binding; DNA-binding transcription factor activity, RNA polymerase II-specific. Gene Ontology annotation, cellular component: nucleus. The record is from RefSeq and is a predicted model, not a curated record. Lineage: Eukaryota; Metazoa; Arthropoda; Insecta; Lepidoptera; Nymphalidae.
CAGUCGCUCGCCGGACGCGACGCGCCGCGCACGUUAUGCUCCGUGUGUGAGUGUAAAGUGUAGUGGGGCAGAGGCCCAUACGUUCGAAAAUAGAAAACGGAAAAAUUGACCCCCAAAUGGGAGUAUACGAAGAGAGGGGGGCGAUGCACUGGAAUAUUGUUUCAGCAACAGAGUGAGCGGUACCUAUCUUCGGCGUACGAGGCAGGGGCAGAGUUGUCGCCAGUCGCGCCCGCAGCAUCACCGGGUUCCCCCCGCGAUUGCACUUCGUGUCGCAAACGGGAACCACCAGAUGAACCUCCGCCACCGCCUCCAGAAGACGCAUGUGCAGGUUGCGGCGCUAGGAUAACAGACAGAUAUUACCUUCUUGCUCUAGAACGACGCUGGCACACUCCGUGCUUGAGAUGCUGCGAAUGCAAGAUGCCCCUUGACUCAGAACAGAGAUGCUAUGCGCGGGACAGUAAUAUAUUCUGCAAAAACGACUACAUCAGGUUAUAUGGAUCGAAACGGUGUGCGAGAUGCAACACUCCAAUAUCAGCGUCUGAGCUGGUGAUGCGGGCACGAGACCUCGUGUUCCAUGUGCACUGUUUUUCGUGCGCGCUGUGUAGCACGAGACUAACAAAGGGUGACACAUUCGGUAUCAGAGAUUCAGCUGUUUAUUGCAGGCUACAUUACGAAACGAUGCCAGAUUAUGGUCCUCACAUGGCAGUUCCGGGACCCCCCCAAAUGUGCCCUGGACCUUACGCGGGACCUCCGCCAGGUUCGCAUUAUCCUCCGUACCCAUCGCCCGAAUUUGCGCGGGUCGAACCCGAUGUUCCUAAAGGCCCUUUCUUCAACGGGUCAACAGCGCCACCGCCACGACAAAAAGGACGCCCAAGAAAAAAGAAACCCAAAGAUCAAGAACUCAUGACGGCAAACCUUGAUUUGAAUCCUGAGUACUUGGAGAUGGGUUUCCGCGGCGGUGGCGCUCUGGGGACCACGUCGCGCACAAAGCGCAUGCGCACCAGCUUCAAGCACCAUCAGCUACGCACCAUGAAGUCAUACUUCGCCAUCAAUCAUAACCCCGACGCGAAGGACUUGAAGCAAUUGAGCCAGAAGACUGGUCUUCCGAAAAGAGUGCUUCAGGUAUGGUUCCAGAAUGCACGAGCGAAAUGGAGACGCAUGGUCACGAAACAGGAAAACAAAAUGGCGGAGAAGUGCUCUCCGGACGGCUCGUUGGAGAUGGACAUGUACCACGGGCCGAUGGGCUCCAUACAGUCGCUACCUCCGCACAGUCCACCAUACAGUGUGAUGGGCGGCCCUCCGAGUCCCAACUCCAUGGAUUGUCCAUAGCCACAAUUUUGCGCUUUAUGAGCGCUCUGCAAUUGAACAUUUACAAUCGAAGUGUACACACAAUCAGCGCUCCAAAAGAAUUCUGUGAAAGUUUGUGGAACUUAACAGUGACACAGAUCACGUUGUAAUCUGUUACGGAAAUUUUAAAUACCAAGGACUACACAAAGUAAAGGUGGUAAUCUCUAAAGUGAUGCUAAAAUAAUUGUCCCAGUGUAAAAUGACAUGCAAUAAUAUUUACGUGUUUUUCGUUGUUUAGACAUUAAAUUGUACAUUGUUUUGUAGAAUAUCGACAAAAUAAUUUAUGCCAUUGAUAAAGUUGUUAUAAACAUUAGCUUGCAUGAUUGUAAUACGUAGCUCUAUAUCACGGAUAUGUAUUUACUUACAAUUUUCAUUUCGGAAUACUGAAGUUAAAAAAAUACGGCGUAUAGUUAUAUCCGUCCAUUUUGGAAAUUAAUAAAACACUUAUGGUAUGGCAUCGAGGCAUAAAACGUGGAUAAAAUAAAAACAAAAACAUUGAAGUUUAAUGCAGUUAUGAAAUAAAUGCAAUAAUAGUUCAAUUUUAAAUUUGCUUAAAUAUUUUUCUGCGAUGAACUAAAUAUGGCCCGCAAAGUUUUAAUGUUUUUAAAAAUUAUAGUACUAUAUCGAAAUAAAGUCAGUACAGUUAUAGCAAUUGGUCAUUGUUGCUUUUCUAAAUUGACAAUAAUUAUUUUAAAAAUAUAAAAUUAACUAGUUUAGUUAAGGUUUGGCAUGCGUUGAAUUGUUUUUGUCACACAAAAGUUUCAACACAAUAGGAUGAUUGAUGAUUCUUAGAUUGUGAAUAAAAAUAUGCAAUCAUAUUUAUAUACCUUAAAUAAGAUCAAGCGUAGUCACUGUAUCUAUCAAACACAUGUUCGUUGUCUAUAGCAAAUCAAAUAUACAUAAUUUAUUAAAUUCAAUUGAAGCAGCCACGACAUUUUUUGGAAUCUCUAAACGUGUUACAAUAAUAGACAUGUAAAAUAAAAGGACGUAAGUGUCCCCAUGCUAAGCAAAGACCUCUUACCGAGAAGGAUAUUAUUCCCUUAUUACCAUAAAUCACUAAAUUUAAAUUAUAUUUCAGAAGCUAAUUAUGAUUGCAAAUAUACGAACAAGUUUUAUGUAGAGGUAUGCCCAAAAAAGAGGUUUUAUUGUUUUUCGAUAAGGCAAAUAUUUAACUUGAAAAAAAAAACACCAUAACGUAUAACGAGAAUAUUAUUGAAAGUGCUAUUACACGCCUGUAAUGUCUAGAUCUCUAAGAAACAGAACAGACAUUUACAACCUAGACAAUUAAUUUUAUUAUAUUGUGGAUAUAACAUAAGAUUAACUUCUAACGCUUCUUAAAUGGAAGAGGUUAUAAUUUUUUUUGACUUUAUUGAAAUGAUAUGAUGGAAGAUUUUUUAAUUAAUAUAUACUAUUUAUUUAUUGACUCCUAUAUUUAAUUUAGUAUGUAAGGUACAGUAGGUGAAUAUGAAAAUUUCCAUAGUAAGAUAGUUUAGUGUUAUACAGAUUACUUAUAAGAGUUUUUAAAAAAUGUUCAGUAAUAGACUGUUCCAUGAGUAAAGAAUUUAUAUACAAAAUUUUCAUUGAUACAUUCUCUCUCAUGAAAACUUGUGAUUUCAACGUUAAUUACGUUUAUAAAUCUUAUUGUGUUACUGAUUAAAUUUAUAAGACGUACAUACGAUUGUCAAACAAAUUACCAUUAAAAACAAUAAAUAACUUAAUAUUUUCGAGAGAGUAAAGUAUUGUUUUUUAAAUUAUAUUUUCAAAUAAUACUUAUUUAAAAACAUAAUUUAAUGAAAAAAUACAUAAACAACAUUCAUGGUAUAACUAAUAAAUUUAAAAUUUAAAAGAUUUUUAAUAUUAAUAAAAAUGUUCCGUAAAAUGUAACAAUAGUUUUAGAGUAAGAAUAUAUUAUUACAUUUGAGCUAAGUACGUGCACUCGUAGUUCCUCUUUGUAUAAACUUAAUAUUUCUUAUUAAAAUAUUUACAUGUAAUAUCGUAUGAUUAUAGCAAAUGCAAAAUAUAUCUCAAAUAGGGAAAAUUAAGUAGUAGUAACGUUAGUAGUAUUUAUUUAUAUUUUUUACCAUCAAGACAUAAUUACAGCACCUACUGAAAUCACAAUCAAAUUCUUUCCUUUUUUAAAUUUCAAGAUCACGCAGUUAAUUUCAAAUAACAGUAGGUUUUUGUUUUGUAUCCAAUCAAUAGGCAAUUACACUAUAAAGGCAAAACUGUAACAGCUUAAGGUGAAAGUUCUUAAUACGGAUUAGCAAUAGCCAUUAAACUGGAUAAAUUAUUCACGUGUCUAAAAUUAUAAAGAUUUGUUAAUAAAAAUAUUUCCAACCUACGA